CGCCCUCUAGCGUCAACGCAGCAGAAGUACCACAUACGCAUAAUAUGCCGUUGAUUUUGGUUUCUCUCGAAGAACAACACCUCCUCCUCCUCUGUUGAGCAAGUACAGUAAAUCUCAAACACAGUGGAUGGGUGUUGACUGUAUAACCAAGCCUCCAUGUUACUCCACAGCGAAAUCACUCCUACGUGCAGCGAGCUAGCUAGUUAGCUUUCUAGCUAGUGAGUGCAUUGGAGCCGCUACGGUUGCAGCUGGUUUCAUCGUUCUCCGGUUUUGACACAAAAGAAAAGGAAUGUCCUGCCCGUGCACUUCGGCUGCAAGGUUGUUCCUGAAUUCAGCUCAUCGAGGAUUGUCCUGCUCUCGGUUGCAGUUUUAUUCUCUGAGUCGUCAUGGUUCCAGGGACGCUCAUCUACCUCCCCCUGUGCGGGUGCGAUCGUUUUCCGAGACCGCCGUCUGCUUUGCCUCCAAAGACGGCACCACAAAGGACAGCGGAAGCGAUGGCGCAAAGAAAAGCAUCAGUGAGGCGAAGAGGGGCUCGGGUUCUGGAGGAUCGGGCAAGGGAGGGAGUCAACUCCGAUGCCCCAAAUGUGGGGACCCCUGCACACAUGUGGAAACAUUUGUUUCAUCAACACGUUUUGUGAAAUGCGAAAAAUGCCACCACUUUUUUGUGGUUUUGUCUGAGACGGACUCCAAGAAGGGACUAAACAAAGAGGCUGAGUCUGCUGCGGAGGCUGUCAAACUGGCGUUUGCACAGAAACCUCCCCCUCCUCCUAAAAAGAUAUACGCUUACCUUGACAAGUAUGUUGUGGGGCAGUCAUUUGCUAAGAAGGUGUUGGCUGUGGCUGUGUACAAUCACUACAAGCGCAUCUACAACAACAUCCCCGCUGGCAGUCGCCAGCAGGUGGAGGUGGAAAAACAGCCCUCUCUGACACCUCGGGAGCUAGAGAUGAGAAGACGAGAGGAUGAAUACAGAUUCACAAAGCUACUGCAGAUAGCCGGGAUCAGCCCUCACGGCAACGCUCUGGGAGCGUCCAUGCAGCAGCAGAGCAGCCAGCAGGCACCCCAAGAGAGAAGGGGCGGGGAGGUCCUGGACUCCACACAUGUCGACAUUAAACUGGAGAAGAGCAACAUCAUACUUCUUGGUCCAACUGGCUCAGGGAAAACAUUGCUGGCACAAACGCUGGCUCGCUGUCUGGAUGUUCCCUUUGCGAUAUGUGACUGCACCACACUGACUCAAGCCGGUUAUGUGGGAGAAGACAUCGAGUCGGUGAUUGCCAAACUGCUGCAAGAUGCCAACUACUCUGUGGAGAAAGCGCAGCAAGGUAUUGUGUUUCUGGAUGAGGUGGACAAGAUCGGCAGCGUGCCCGGUAUCCAUCAACUGAGAGAUGUGGGAGGAGAGGGAGUCCAGCAGGGGCUGCUUAAGCUCUUAGAGGGUACAAUUGUCAAUGUUCCUGAGAAAAACUCCAGGAAGUUGAGAGGAGAGACGGUGCAAGUGGACACAACAAAUAUCCUUUUUGUUGCCUCCGGUGCCUUCAAUGGACUUGACAGAAUCAUCAGCAGAAGAAAGAACGAGAAGUAUUUAGGUUUUGGGACCCCAUCCAAUUUGGGGAAAGGGCGCCGCGCGGCAGCUGCAGCGGACCUGGCCAACACUAGCGGUGAGACGGAUACGGUGGCAGAAAUCGAGGAGAAGGAUAGGCUGCUGAAGCACGUCGAGGCCAGAGACUUGAUUGAAUUUGGAAUGAUCCCGGAGUUCGUGGGCCGUCUCCCUGUGGUGGUUCCGCUCCACAGCCUGGAUGAAGAAACACUGGUCCGCAUUUUGACAGAGCCACGCAAUGCUGUGGUCCCACAGUACCAGGCUCUGUUCAGCAUGGAUAAAUGUGACCUCAAUGUAACCCAAGAUGCCUUGAAGGCCAUUGCUCGCAUGGCCCUGGAGAGAAAAACUGGAGCUCGUGGGCUCAGAUCAAUCAUGGAAAAGCUUCUCUUGGAGCCAAUGUUUGAGGUGCCACACUCUGACAUCAUGGCUGUCGAGCUGAACAAAGAUGUCGUUCAAGGGAAGACGCAGCCCAGAUACGUCAGAGCUCCAGCCAAGGAGCAGGCAGAAGAGGACUAUGAUUCUGGCAUCGAGGAGGAGAACUGGCCCCGACAGGCGGACGCUGCUAACAACUGAAUCUUGUCAUCCAUUUCACACAAAGACACUUUGCUACUAGCCUUUGGAUACCAGCUCUGGGUUUUGUUAGAGGCCCCACAAACAAAAAUGAACAUUUUAUUAACGAUAAUGAAGGCGGUUGUGACUGAGGGUGUGGGCAUCAUGAACAAGUGGUGUGACAACUUCGGGUCGUGUGUGUGUGUGUGUG
Syngnathoides biaculeatus (alligator pipefish) is the source of this 2351-nucleotide messenger RNA. RefSeq names its product caseinolytic mitochondrial matrix peptidase chaperone subunit Xb (gene clpxb). Bases 290 to 2164 code for a protein of 624 amino acids. The record is from RefSeq and is a predicted model, not a curated record. Gene Ontology annotation, molecular function: ATP hydrolysis activity; ATP-dependent protein folding chaperone; zinc ion binding. The transcript has 16 exons. Gene Ontology annotation, biological process: protein folding; protein catabolic process; proteolysis. Gene Ontology annotation, cellular component: mitochondrial matrix. NCBI's taxonomy places the organism in Eukaryota, Metazoa, Chordata, Actinopteri, Syngnathiformes, Syngnathidae.